Molecule: messenger RNA, 1314 nt
Organism: Leishmania major strain Friedlin
Lineage: Eukaryota; Euglenozoa; Kinetoplastea; Trypanosomatida; Trypanosomatidae
Exons: 1
Coding region: 1-1314 (437 amino acids)
Cellular component (GO): nucleus
Molecular function (GO): mRNA binding; protein binding
Source: RefSeq, a predicted model, not a curated record
AUGGGCCCUGCGACAGGCGAGGGGUGGAGGUGGGGAGGGGGAGCAGCGUCGCGCGGCGUUGGGCCUCCUGCCGUGCGGCAGAGAGGGCGGACGCAUGAGGGACAACGUUUGUGCGUUGCGCGAAUUGGGUUAGCGAGACCGCUCUGCGCGGAUGCAUGUGGGGCUGCAUUACUGUGUGUCGUCUCCGCUCCUCUUUUGUCUUUCUGCGGGUGCCAACUUCCCCACCGCCCUCUUCAAAACGUGCCUGCACGUGCGCAUGUGUGCGAGAGCGCACACGCACAGAACAGCAGAGCAGUCGUCAUGGAAGCUCCAAAUUACGGCCGUACAGGACUGCUGACCUCCCGUCGCGGUGGUCUGCCCGUGACACGCCCCCGCCUGCUGUUGCCGGGGAGCUCGGCCGCAUCCCGCCCGGUCAAGUGGUAUCCUUCUCUCCUCACCAUACCACAGCAACUACUGGAUGCGCUGCGCCGCGAAGACGACGCCGAAGGUGCGGAUGGUAACGUGCCCGGGACAACGACGUCGUAUUCCUCGGACCCCACACUGAUCACUUACUUGCGCGUAGCCACCAUCGCCGAGUGCCUGGUGCAGUGGUGGCGCCGCUGGGCGGCAGCAGCGGCAUCGAAAAGGACUACUGAAGCACUUGCCCCCACAGGCCCAUCGCACGAGCAGCUCUCUGCCCUCUACACAGGGAUACUGCAGUGGCAUCGGGACGAGCUCGUCAGCGGUAAAACGGUACCAUCUUCAGCGCUGGCGCACGGCUCGUCGUCCUCGAGUACCUUCUUCAUCCCCGCCUACAAGCUGCUGGCCAUGAAGCACGACAGAAAGGUGGCGGAGUACGCCAACAUCACCUGGCGCUCGGUGUGGCUGCUGGGGAAGGAUCCAGAUGUGAAUGAUGUGCCGCUCGAACACCCCUCUUGCUCUGGCCAGCACGCCUCAAUGGAGAUGCGGUUUGUCUUGGCGGACGAGGCUGCUCUUGACGCCUACGUAACGGAAAAGGUGAAGACAAUGUCGCCUGACGCACCGAUGCUGCCUUCAUCGGGAGCGGAUGUGCCUCCGUUUGCACAGAGCAAGCAGGCUCUGCGAUCCUUCUGCACUGGCAUGUGGGCAAUGUUGGAGGAGGCCUUGACCUCUGCCGGCGGCGACGCGUCUGUUGUGUGGACGGCCGAGUUACAGCUGAUUGAUCUGGGGUCCACUAACCACACAAAGCUGAAUGGCGAGGUGGUGCCGGCAAUGGAGGCGACGACGGUGAUUGACUCGGAUGUGUUGGAGUUUGGCUGCUCAACGCGCAAGUACGUGGUGAUGCGUAGUGCGUAG